This is a messenger RNA of Artibeus jamaicensis (Jamaican fruit-eating bat), 3371 nucleotides long. RefSeq names its product chromosome unknown C1orf141 homolog (gene CUNH1orf141). The transcript is spliced from 18 exons. The record is from RefSeq and is a predicted model, not a curated record. NCBI's taxonomy places the organism in Eukaryota, Metazoa, Chordata, Mammalia, Chiroptera, Phyllostomidae. The coding region runs from base 2550 to 3371 and encodes 273 amino acids.
UUUUUCUUCUGGCUGUUCUGGUUGGUUGUUUUUUGCUUCCUUAUGUUCCACAUCAUUGAUUUGAUUCUUGGCUUCAUCCAUUCUACUGUUGUUUCUCAGUAAAUUCUUCUUUGUUUAAAUUAGUGUGUUCUUCAUUUCUGACAGAAUCUUUUCUAUGUUGCUAAGGUCCUCACUAAGUUCCUUGAGCAUCCUUAUAAAGUGUUCUGAGCUCGGUAUUUGAUAGAUUGCUUAUCUCCAUUUCAUUUCGCUCUUUUUCUAGAGUUUUGGUCUGUUUUUUCGUUUUGGCCAUGUUUCUUUGUCUCCUUGGUUUGGCAGCCUCCCUGUGUUUGUUUCUGUGUGUUAGGUAGAACUGCUUUAACUUUGUGUCUUGGUAGCAUGGCCUAACGUAGUAGGUGUCCUGUAGGGUCCAGUGGCAUAGCCACUCCUAUCACCCAAAUUGGGUGCUCAAGGUGAGCCCUUCUUGUGGGCUGGGUACACCCUCCUCUUGCAGUUGAGGCUUGAUUGCUGUUGGAAGAUCAAUGGGAGGGAUUUACCCAGGCCAGUCAGCUGAAAGGACUGGCCACAUGUGACCACUGACCACCAACUUCUACCCUCCAUGGAGGAUCAGCUGUGCAGGGGCAGGCUAGUGGUGCUCCAAUGUGGUCUGUAGCCGUCCACUGAGUGCACUGGCCCUGGAAUUUCCUAGGUGGGGCAGACCAAGGUUAGCCCCCACCUGUGUUUUGCCCAGAGCACCCUGCCUGAGUUGUAAAGCAAUCUGAGAUGGCUGCUAGUUGUACUGGGUUCAGAGAUUUCCAGAUGAAGUCAAGCUGUGAAUCUAAUCUGGCUGCUGCUAGGGCUCACUGAAGCCAACUGUUGCUUGUUUGAUAGGAUUUAGGAGCCAAGAUCAGACAUUCUUAGGAAAAGCAGCUCAGGCAGGCCCAUAAAUUGGGUGGGGCGAUAUCCAAGGCCAGUCAAACAGUGUUAGCCAGGCUGAUGGAGUCUCAGAUAUGGCACAAGCUUGCUGGCUCUGUGGGGAAAAGGUAGCAAAGGGACAAUGUCCUCUGCUCACCCUGAUGCCAGACACUUGGGUUUCUCCCUGUACACCACUGGUACCUUUCAAGCUGCUACCCUGGUGCUGGAGCUCAGAGGGAGUGAGUCUGAGAAGGUACUUCCUUUGCCCUACAAAGGUGGCUACAUGGCUCCCCUGGAGAUUAAGAUGAAGAGUAACAGUAGCUGCCCACAUGUACUGAAUUAACUCUAUUGCAGGCUCUGGGCUAUCUUCAUACAGCACUUGAUCAUCCCCAUGACCCUAGAGAGGCAAAAGACUGGCUGUGGAUUUUUGUUUACCUCACUUGUCCCAGGUUGAAGCCUGGGGUUGCUGUGUACAACACAAAGGCUGUAAUUAUUUGGUCAAGGUGUCCAGCAGGAUCGCCACGUGGUUAUUGGCCACAUGAUGCAGCACAUGGAUUUGUACCUAAGUGUCAUCUAAACAGCUCUGGAGUUCACAUUUCUGGUGUCAAUGAACAAAGCAAAACCGAUGCUCUGGAUGAUCGGGCUGAGGCAGAAGAAGGCUUUGGAGUCACGCUAAUCACCAAAGAUGGUACCUACAGCAGCUGCUUGAUGCUUCUCAGCAACAAACACCUUGUGGCUCCUUCAGCUCUGUUGGAAGAACAGGUGCUACAGGCUGACUCAUCACCAUUUCCUGUGAGGACUUAACGUAGCUGAUGAAAACUCCGGGUUUUAUAUGUACACUUUCUGCCACAGAAAGAGAGCCUCAUGCUCUCCCUCCGGGUUCAAAGUAUCGAGAAGAGCUCUAAGUGGUCCACAUCUUGUAAAAAGAUCUUACAAAGAUGUAGGUCUUAUAAGAAGCACCUGUGUCUCCUCCAACUUGUAGCUCUGCUGUCUUCCAUGAUUCGUGGCCUCUAAAUCUGUGACAACUGAGAGAAAAAAGAAAUUGAGAGGAAUGCCAUUUCUCAAGUGCCUUAAAGAUUGAGAAAAAUGUCGUAUCCUAAGUGCCUUGGCCUGGCAGAGACAUACAGCACUUCCAUUUCCACUGGCUAGAUCCAUGUAGAUGAUUCCAACCUAAUCACAAAGGAGAGAAUGCCAACGCAAAAAAAGCCCAGCAAGAAAUCAGGCCUCAGUGGCUGCAAAAACUAAAGGACAUACAAAAUUUUUCCUGCCUUAGAAUGAAAACAGAUCCCUAUACUGCAUUUGUAAAAUAUCUCCAAGAGCAGACGAGUGGGACAGGCUGCCGCUCUUAUAAAGAAGCCUCUUGGUCCUUACCUCAGGGAGAGGAGGAAGGAGGGAAAAGAGAGGGUGAGAAACAUUAAUGUGCAAGAGAUACAUUCCUUGGUUGUCUCUUGCACACCCUCAUCUGGGGACCUGGCCUGCAACCGAGGCAUGUGCCCUGACAGGGAACUGAACAGGCCACGUUUCAGUUCGCAGGACAGCACUCAAUCCAUGGAGCCAUACCAGCCAGAGCACAAUUUUGAAAUGGAAGAGACCAUCUGCCUUGCCUAGGAAGAUGGGGUCACAAAGAAAAUCAUCUGCCAGGAAUUUACUGACUGACAAUGGCAGAAAAAAUUAUAGAGAAGUUAGAUAAUCUAAAUGAAUAUGCAAAGAUACUCUUGGCCAGAAGAAUAAAGAAAAACAGUCUUCAGGGCUUCAUAAAGGAAAAGACUUCUGUUGCACCCCUAGUACUUGAUUUUCAGUUGGAAUCUGAAGAGGCUAUUAUUGCCAAAUCCACAUCUACAACAGUAUCAAAGAGCACAGAAAACAAGUCACAUGGUAUUAAAAAAACAAAAAGGUAUAUCUCCUGUGAAAAUAAGCCCCAACCUACAAAAAGUAAUUUAAAAAAAUUAAAUUUAAAACCACACCUUGUACCAACAAAUAUAAAAAAUCAAGAGGGCAAAGCAAUAGAACCAGUAGAAGAAUAUCUAAAAUCAAGAUUUCAGAGACCUUUACUUUUUCUUAAGGAUAUAGAUGAGGCAGAGUAUGCUAAGCCCUUACGUUAUCUACAUUCACAGCAUAGACAAGGAUGUAGAAGAACACAGGGCCCUACAACCCCUUCUGUGCCCAGCACUCAGUCUAACACUUAUAAGAAGGAGAAAGAUGCUGUUUUGUUUACAGUUUCAGCUCAAACUGAAAAAAACCCUAAGGAAUUAUUUGAUUUGGUUGGUCACUUAGAAGAUUAUGUAAAUGAAAGCAGUUAUCUGGAGAACAGGCUUCCAGCCCCGAAAACCCCAGCCACCGCCAACCCAGGUGAGCGGGAGCAGAGAAACCCAGCGAAGCUUGCGCGCAGGCGCAAAGUGGCGGCGUCGCUCUCGGCGGUGCUAGCAGUCUGGCGUUCUGGUGUCUCCGAAUGGUUUCCCUCUGGCUUUUUCUCCCAUUAG